AUGACGUCCACAAUUGGCAUCCCGAUCAAACUGUUGAACGAGGCUGAGGGCCAUAUCGUGACCCUCGAGAUCACCUCUGGCACAACCUACCGCGGCAAGCUCCUCGAAGCUGAGGACAACAUGAACGUCCAGCUCAAGGACAUCACCGUCACCGCCCGCGACGGUCGUGUCUCGCAUCUCGACCAGGUCUACAUCCGCGGCUCGCACGUCCGCUUCUUCAUCGUCCCCGACAUGCUCCGCAACGCACCCAUGUUCCGCAGCCGCAACGUCCGGGGGAGAGGUGUCGGUCUCGCGAGGGGACGCGCGACAGUCAGCAGGGCACGCGCCGGCGGCCGGGGGCGGUAA
Emericellopsis cladophorae is the source of this 345-nucleotide messenger RNA. Its product is annotated as small nuclear ribonucleoprotein D3. NCBI's taxonomy places the organism in Eukaryota, Fungi, Ascomycota, Sordariomycetes, Hypocreales, Bionectriaceae. Bases 1 to 345 code for a protein of 114 amino acids. Gene Ontology annotation, biological process: RNA processing; spliceosomal snRNP assembly. The transcript has 3 exons. Gene Ontology annotation, cellular component: U5 snRNP; U2 snRNP; U12-type spliceosomal complex. Gene Ontology annotation, molecular function: RNA binding. The record is from RefSeq and is a predicted model, not a curated record.